Molecule: messenger RNA, 4985 nt
Organism: Betta splendens (Siamese fighting fish)
Lineage: Eukaryota; Metazoa; Chordata; Actinopteri; Anabantiformes; Osphronemidae
Gene: dhx57
Product: DEAH (Asp-Glu-Ala-Asp/His) box polypeptide 57
Exons: 25
Coding region: 178-4470 (1430 amino acids)
Cellular component (GO): intracellular anatomical structure
Molecular function (GO): RNA binding; protein binding; ATP binding
Source: RefSeq, a predicted model, not a curated record
AGUUUGGACCAAGUUUCUCUGAACCAACAUAUUUAUUAUUACGCUUUACUAAGCUCUAAACCGGAAAAGAAACCUUGAACUCGGAGUUAUAACCAAAGAAGAAGAAGAUUCAGCCCACCGGUGUGUGCACCGCUGCCCCAGAUAAGUCGAUCAUGAGUCCACGCUGACUGCAGAGAAAUGAAUGCUAGGAAAAGAGGUGGAAAGCCCAACAGGGGAGGGGGCAGAUUUAACAAGCCAAGAGGAGGAGGAGGUGGUGGAGGAGGAAGAAAAGGAGGAGCUGCUUGCUGGGAAGAUGGCGAUGAUUUCAGUGUUGAUUUUAGAUCUUCUCAUUCUAGCAGACCCGGCAAGGGACGAGGAGGCGGAGGACGAGGAGGCGGCAGGGGUCGAGGAAGGGGAGAUAGAGAUAGAGACGGAGAUGGGCACGGAAGACAGGAUGAGAAAAGCAGUGGCAAGGCUCUCCCAAGGUCCCUGGCAAGGACGAGAACGUGCUCAAAAUCAGGCGUUGGUGUCAGUUCAGAAGCGAGCAAUGCGCCCUUGCAGAAGAUCUUCAUGACUAACGAGAACCAAGAACAACUCAAGGAACUGCUGCGGGAACUGCAGACCCAGGAUUUUGAUGACCCUUACGACGACUGCGAUUCGGAUUAUUCAGGGGGAGAUGAGAACGAGGAGGAAUACGAUGAGUUGGAUCACCGCGAGGAAGGACAGUUUUGGACCACUAACGACGAGCCCGUGGAAAGAGCCGAGAGCCCAGCAUCCGAGAAUGAGUGCGACGACGAACGGCCUCCCCCCGAGCCCGUCAUCUCCUUAUUUGCUAUAGGAAAACUAUGCAGGUACGGGUUUGACAGAGAGCGCAGCAAACAGGCGCUAGAGUGCAACGGAGGUGAUUUUGGUGCAACUUUAGAACAACUCCUCCAUCAGGUUUUCACCGAGCGCUUCGGCCAAAAAGCACUUUCUCCAGAUAGCUUCGAGGGAGCGUCUAUGGAGGAGUGCUUGAGUCAGAGACAGGAGGAGGCUCUGGCUCUAACUGCCAUUUAUGGCGAGCGCUUCCAUGAACGCAUCGCUAACACAGUGUGGACAGUGACCCUGGACCUUCCGUUUCUCUCUGAUCAAACAAAAGGGCCAGUUGGUGGUCAAAGAGAAGGAGGUUCCGUUAAAGUUCGGGAUGUCUGUAAAUUCUACAUGAAAGAUCAAACUUGUCGGUUUGGGAGCAAAUGCAAGUUUAAACAUCAGCUUCCCACAAAAGGGUUCAGUCCCACAGACCCAAUGGGCCCGAGCCAGCCCGGAUUCAGCAGUUACUCUCCCCCUGAGUACGAACUAGAGGUCCGUUUCCCCAAAGGAAGCUGUUACCCAUUUCAGCCACCUACAGUCGCCUUUAGCACCAAUGACGAGUCCGUUGGGGCUUCCGGGAGGCUCAGCGUGACAGAGAGAUUAUUUGGAGAGGCGCUGGCUGCGGCAAAGAGCGGUGAACCCGUUGUUUACACUCUGAUCACAUUGUGUGAGGAAGAAGUUACUAUGAAGGAACUGCUGGCCGUCAGUCAUCACAAAUACAGUUCCCCACCGCCUGUCGUGGUGAUCUCGCCACCCCCUCUCACCACGGCAAAGACUAGAAGCGUGAGGAGCAGCGCGUCAGAAGAAAGUAGGAGUAGCAGUUAUCACACCAACAGAAGGAGUCUUCCAACUACCAACCAGAGACCCAUAGAAACCAAAGAGACAGGGGAGACAGAGGAGUCAGACGACAGAGAGGAGGAAGAGGAGGAUGAGGUCGUUCCGGUCGAGAGUGAGAGUUAUGUUAAUCUGAGGAAGAAAACAGCGAAUAAGCAGCACCUGAAAAUGGAUAACUUACUGCAAGAAAACGUCCAGCUCUGCCGGGAGUUCCAGAGGAAACGGUCAUCGAGGCGCUUCAGGUCCAUGCUGGAGGAGAGGAAGCAUCUCCCAGCCUGGCAAGAGAAAGAGAAUAUUCUAGACCAGUUGGAUAAGCGUCAAGUGCUGGUGGUCAGUGGGAUGACAGGGUGUGGCAAGACAACACAGAUUCCGCAGUUCAUUCUGGAUGCAUCUCUAGGCGGUCCAGCAGAGCACGUGGCCAACAUCAUUUGUACCCAGCCGCGCCGCAUCUCUGCCAUCUCUGUGGCUCAGAGAGUAGCACAGGAGCGGGCGGAGCGCCUGGGCAACUCGGUGGGCUACCAGAUCCGCCUGGAGAGCGUGAGGACUUCUGCCACCAGACUGCUGUACUGCACCACCGGCGUGCUGCUGAGGAGGCUGGAGGGCGAGGCCGACCUUAAAGGCGUCACGCACGUCAUUGUAGACGAGGUGCACGAGCGCACGGAGGAGAGCGACUUUCUGUUACUGGUGCUCAAAGAUCUCAUUGUCCAGAGACCUGACCUGAAGGUCAUUCUAAUGAGCGCCACCCUCAACGCCAACCUCUUUUCUGAGUAUUUCUACAACUGCCCCACCAUCCACAUACCGGGACGUACUUUUCCUGUUGACCAGUUUUUUCUGGAAGACGCUAUCGCUAAAACCGGAUAUGUCAUCGAGGACGGCAGUCCUUACAGGCGCUCGGGGAAACAGAAUACAUCUUCCGCAAGCGGACGAGGGCACAAAGUCGACCUGAGGGACGUGGCGGGCGACUCGGGCGACGAUUGGAACUUUAUGUCUUUUUGUAAGAAGGACUUUGUGAAGGACUCUAUUCCGGACAAGCAGCUCAGCCUGCAGGAUCUCACAGUCCGAUACAAAGAUAGUAAGAAGUCUGUGCUGAAGACCUUGGCUGUAAUGGACCUGGACAAGAUCAACAUGGACCUGGUAGAGAGUCUCCUGGAGUGGAUCGUAGAGGGAAAACACAACUACCGUUCAGGUGCAGUGCUGGUGUUUCUGCCAGGUCUGGCCGAGAUCAAGGCGCUGUACGAACAGCUCCAGUGUAACAGGAUGUUCAACAACAGGGGGUCAAGCAGGUGCGCGGUGUACCCACUUCACUCAACUUUGUCCAAUGAGGAGCAGCAGGCGGUUUUCAGUCGGCCUCCAGAGGGCGUCACGAAGAUCAUCAUCUCCACGAACAUUGCAGAGACCUCAGUCACCAUAGACGAUGUGGUAUACGUAAUCGACUCUGGCAGGAUGAAGGAGAAGCGGUAUGACGCUUCUAAAAGCAUGGAGAGCCUGGAGGACUCGUGGGUGUCCCGGGCGAACGCUCUGCAGAGGAAGGGCCGUGCGGGUCGUGUGGCUUCGGGCGUGUGCUUCCACCUCUUCACCAGCCACUGCUUCCAUCACCAGCUGGCGGAACAACAGCUGCCCGAGAUCCAAAGAGCGCCCCUGGAGCAGCUCUGCCUCCGAAUCAAGAUCCUGGACGCGUUUGCCGAGCAGACCUUGGAGUCCGUCUUCUCCCGGCUCAUCGAGCCCCCCACCGUGGGGAGCCUGGACGCGGCCGAGCGGCGCCUUCAGGAUCUGGGAGCUUUGACGGCGGACGAGAAGCUGACUCCGCUGGGCUACCACCUGGCCUGCCUGCCCGUCGACGUGCGUAUCGGCAAGCUCAUGCUGUUCGGCGCCAUCUUCCGCUGCCUCGACCCGGCGCUCACCAUCGCCGCCAGUCUGGCCUUUAAGACACCGUUUGUGUCGCCGUGGGAUAAAAGAGAGGAAGCCAAUGAGAAGAAACUGGCCUUUGCAGUGGCCAAUAGCGACCAUCUAGCUUUGCUACAGGCAUACAAGGGCUGGUGCUCCGCGGCAAAGAACGGCAGCCAGGCCGGCUUCCUUUACUGCAGGGAGAACUUCCUCUCUUGGCGAGGGUUACAGGAGAUUGCCAGUCUGAAGAGACAGUUUGCUGAGCUUCUCUCUGACAUAGGCUUCAUCAAAGAAGGACUGAGGGCCAGGACUAUAGAGCGCAUGUGCUCCAAAGGCACCGACGGCGUUCUGGAUGCUACCGGCCCCGAGGCCAAUCUGAACUGUGAAAACAUCCGGUUAAUGUCUGCCAUGCUUUGCGCCGCCCUCUAUCCGAACGUGGUGAAGGUCCACGCUCCUCAGGGCAGUUACAAGAUGACCAGUAAAGGAGCCAUGAAGAUGCAGCCCAAAGCCAAUGAGCUCCGCUUCACGACCAGGAGCGACGGCCCCGUGCACGUGCACCCCUCGUCCGUCAACUACACGGCCCGUCACUAUGACAGCCCGUACCUGGUGUACCACGAGAAGGUGAAGACGAGCCGCGUGUUCAUCAGGGACUGCAGCACAGCGUCCGUCUACCCCCUGGUGUUGUUCGGAGGUGGACAGGUCAGCGUGGAGAUGCAUAAAGGAGAGUUUGUCAUCUCGCUGGAUGACGGAUGGAUCCGAUUCGCCGCCUCCUCUCAUCAGGUUGCCGAGCUGGUGAAAGAGCUGCGCUGGGAGCUCGACCAGCUUCUGGAGGACAAGAUCAAGCAACCAAGCAUGGACCUGUGCAGCUGCCCCCGCGGCUCCCGCAUCAUCCACAUGAUAGUCCACCUCAUUUCUACACAGUAGUCAUGCUGCUGGACAACCCCCCCCCCCCAAUCCAGCACAUCCCUCUGCCGUCAUCCGACACUGUACAGUAUGUUUACAUAAGAACAAAGCUACAGUAUUAUUGCAAUUGUGCACCACAGACUUUUUUACAAUGAACUUUGCCUUUAAAUGAAAUUAUGCAGGAAAUUGUCACAGGACUGCACGAUGCAUUUGAUGUCAACAUUGUAACUUGUUUACAGUGCACUUCCUUUGUUGUGCGCCAUGUGCGUCACACUCACAGCCGAGGUUUCUCGGGUCCAUAUUGGAUGUCUUGUACUCACAGUAACACGAUGUAGAUAUUUAUUUGUAAAAGCACGGUCGAAUGAUCCAAGAGCUUCUGCACGGUUACACGUACUGUACCUAAUUUAAUGUCACAGGGAUGCAUAACCUAAACUUUGUAACGUGAACGCAAGGGCUUUGAAAUUCAGGAAUAUUUGGUGAAGUUGCCAAAGAAUAGAAAAGCUCAUUGUCAAAAAUAAAGACACUUAAGACACCAA